This is a messenger RNA of Chinchilla lanigera (long-tailed chinchilla), 711 nucleotides long. RefSeq names its product putative olfactory receptor 5AK3. The transcript has a single exon. Lineage: Eukaryota; Metazoa; Chordata; Mammalia; Rodentia; Chinchillidae. Gene Ontology annotation, biological process: sensory perception of smell; G protein-coupled receptor signaling pathway. Gene Ontology annotation, cellular component: membrane. The annotation marks the transcript as partial. Gene Ontology annotation, molecular function: olfactory receptor activity; odorant binding; G protein-coupled receptor activity. The record is from RefSeq and is a predicted model, not a curated record.
AUGAUGCAAAGAAAUGCCACCAAGGUGACUGAGUUCUAUCUUUUGGGAUUUAGUGGCCAACAGCAGUACCAGUCUGCCCUCUUCAUUGUAUUUUUUGUGAUCUACAUGACGUCCAUGGUGGGUAACACUGGGAUGAUCCUGCUCAUCAACACAGACCCCAGACUCCAAACACCCAUGUACUUCUUCUUGCAACACCUGGCUUUCGUUGACAUCUGCUACACAUCUGCUAUCACUCCCAAGAUGCUCCAAAACUUCAUAGUAGAAGACAAAUCCAUAUCAUUUGGAGAAUGUGUUCUGCAAUUUCUGAUCUAUGGAACAUUUGUAGUCAGUGACUGCUACCCCCUGGCAGCUAUGGCAGUGGACCGUUAUGUAGCCGUCUGUAAGCCGCUUCGCUACCCCAUAAUCAUGUCCCGAACAGUCUGCAUCCAAUUGGUAACUGGUUUGUAUCUCACAGGGUCAGUAAACGCCUCUUUACAUACAGGUUUUAUGUUUUCCCUGUCUUUCUGUAAGUCCAACAUCAUCAAUCACUUUUUCUGUGAUGGUCCCCCGAUUCUUGCCCUCUCAUGUUCAAACAUUGACAUCAACAUCAUGUUAAUGUUUGUCUGUGUGGGGUUCAAUUUGACACUCACUGUGUCGGUCGUGAUCUUCUCCUACAUCUGCAUCCUGGCCACCAUCCUAAAGAUGUCCUCUGCUGCGGGGAGGAAGAAGACC